This is a messenger RNA of Lactuca virosa, 852 nucleotides long. The record is from the annotation of a GenBank genome assembly. Lineage: Eukaryota; Viridiplantae; Streptophyta; Magnoliopsida; Asterales; Asteraceae.
AUGGCAACUCAAUUGAGCAAAAAACGAAAGUUUGUAGCAGAUGAAGGGAAGGAGAAUAAGGGAGCUGACAUCUCUUGUUCAGAAAAGAUUCAGUUUCCUGAAAACAGUGUUGAGCUUUAUGCUGAAAGAGUCAACAACAGAGGUCUCUGUGCCAUUGCUCAGGCUGAAUCUUUGCGUUACAAGCUUCUUGGAGGCCUUGCUGUUCGCAGGGCUUGCUAUGGUGUUCUAAGAUUUGUAAUGGAGAAUGGAGCAAAAGGGUGUGAAGUGAUUGUCAGUGGAAAGCUAAGGGCUCAACGUGCCAAAUCCAUGAAGUUCAAGGACGGGUACAUGGUGUCAUCCGGUCAACCGGUCAAGGAGUACAUUGACUCUGCUGUAAGACACGUGCUUCUUAGACAGGGUGUUCUUGGGAUUAAGGUAAAGAUCAUGCUUGACUGGGAUCCUACAGGGAAGCUUGGGCCCAAAACUCCAUUGCCUGAUAAUGUUAUAAUUCAUAUGCCAAAAGAUGAUGUAAUUGUUCAUCCACCAAAAGAGGUUGAGGAAUACAGGCCACCACUUGUUGCUGAUGAGCCAUUGCCCAUGCCCAUUCCUGUACCUGUCUAAAAACCAAGUCAUUAACAUGAUUAGAAAUCUAUUUGAUUCCAAGACUUUAAGUUAUAGAAGAUAAUUUGUUUUUGUCCUUUGAGUUUUGCUUUGAUGAAAGACCUUUUUUGCACUUAUGUUCCCUUGAUGUAAGUUAUUUCUACAGAUAGUCUCGUUUGAAUUUUCUUCAUUUGGAUUGCUAUAUUCUAAUGUAGGCUGGAUUUUGUAUGACUUUUUGUGCCAUGUUUAAUGGCAUAUAUUUAGUUCAUCUUA